This is a messenger RNA of Onychostoma macrolepis, 3146 nucleotides long. It is a transcript of the gene niban1b, whose product is annotated as niban apoptosis regulator 1b. The record is from RefSeq and is a predicted model, not a curated record. The coding region runs from base 168 to 2816 and encodes 882 amino acids. The transcript has 14 exons. Lineage: Eukaryota; Metazoa; Chordata; Actinopteri; Cypriniformes; Cyprinidae.
CGGCGCUGCUGCAGUUUGAGGAAGUUUGAGAUGCUUGAGUCACAGUUUAUUUGCGCUCGUCGUUAUCUGACAGUCAAAAUAGGCGCUGCGCUUCAAAACCGGAUCGGACUAACGUUAACGGGAAAAAAUCCUUCGCUCGGGACCGCCGCGACAAACCACGCUACACAAUGGGAGCAUCCUCAUCCAGUCUGUUGGACGAGAGUAAAAUAAGCUACAUACGAGGCCGGACAGAGGCUGAGCUGAAGAACUUUAGUCCUCAUUACAGAAGGCAAAGCUGUGUUGCCUUCUAUUGCCAUCUGAAGGAUGAGGUGGAGCAGCACAGAGCAGGACAAGCCCAGCUCCUCAAACAGAAGGAGCCUCUGCAGGCCUCAGAGGUCCUGCACAAGGAUAGCGUGCUUUACCUUGAUGACAACAGAAAGUGGAGAGAGAGAUUUGUCGUGGUCCGUGCCGACCAUAGCCUGGAGCUGCACGAUAGCCAGGAGUCAUAUACAAAGGGAACCCCUGCCCGCCACAAACUCCUGCCAACAGGGGGCACAGUGUUGACCUCAGAGGAGAAAUACACUGCUGUCGUAGACAAGGCCUUCCCUGAUCCUAAUGGUUCUAAAGAAGAGCCCUCCGUUCCUGUGGUGGCGGUUCCCGGUCCGCUUCCUGUGUACCUGAGACUGCCUUACAGACGAGAUUCGUACUUCUGUUUCCAGCAGGAGGAGAAGCGAGCCCGCUUCGUCUCGAUCCUGAACGACUGCAUUCGGCAUCAGAACCAAGAUUAUCUGAAGAGUAUGGAAUUUGAGGUGCAGGCUUUCCUAAAGGCCAUUCACUUCUACAGGCAGGAGAAGGGUCACUAUGAAUCAUGGGAUAUGCUAGUGGGCACUGACUGUCAGGUGCUGGCUAACCUGGUGAUGGAGGAGCUGCUGCCCUCACUGCAGACAGAGCUGUUGCCCAAGCUGAAAGGAAAGAAGCCAGAGAGGAAGAGGGUGUGGUUUGUGACAGUGGAAGCGACCUACGAGCUUGUGCAUGAGCAACUGCGAGAAGGACUGGAGAGUUUGAAAAAUGAGUGCAGAGAAGCCACCAAACAGCAGGAGGCACUCAUCCGCUCAGAUAUGGACCAGAUCAUCAACUCACAAACAUUCCUGGAAACUAAACUGCAAGCUCUAGUAUCAGAGCCAGCUGUGAAAUACUGCUCAGAGAGUGUGGCUCCAUACCUGACCUCAAUCCUGGAGGAGCUGAUGGGUCCGGUCAGCGCAGGCUUCCAGGCCGUGAGGCUGCUGCUGGAGGACGAGCUGACCCGAAUCUGCAAGGAAUUCCCUCAGGGGGGAGUCACAGAGGAACUUCAGAGCGCUUUGCAGCAGGUGGGUCGUGACCGGAUGGAGGACUGUUACCAGCAUGUGAACGUCCUGAAGGAACAGCUCCAGGAACUUCGCAACCGCUUCAAGUUCUCCAACUCGACACAGGUUGUUCACUGCACCCAGAGUCAAAUGCAGCAGUUGAUGGAGAAUGCUGUGUACACAUUUGAGCUCCUGCUUCAGUCUGCCUUAAAGGACAAACCUGACAAACAGGCCUCAGUCAUAGAGAAAGCCAAGCUGCGUGUCCUCAAGCAAUUUGACUAUGACAACAGCACAGUAAGGAAGAAGAUUUUCCAAGAGGCCCUGGUUGACAUCACUCUGCCAGCCAUCAAGAGAAACCUGGCGCCUGCCUGCAAAACUGAGCUUCAGAAUUUUGAACAGUUCAUCUUUGCUGAUUACACAAACUUUGUUCAAGUGGAGAAUGUCUACGAGAACAUACUGCUCAACCUUUUGAAUAAUGAAGUUAACAAAGUGGUGAAGGAGGCAGCCAGUCUGAAGAAGAACAACCUGUUUGCUGACAGUACUGACCUGCAGUGUGUUAGUCAAAGCAGCCUGGCUGACAGCCGCACGCCGCCCCUCUCCGCCCCCUCCAGCCCACCACAGGUAUUGGCCUCUGUGGCUUUCUGUCAACAAGCAGAGCAGAAGAUCACCUCUCCAUCAAGAGGAUUCGUCAGCGAAGACACCCAUCAGACACACGAUGCCUCAAUCAUUCCUACGGUGAAGAUUACAGUAUCUUCUCCAGAACCUACAUCACCAUUAAAUGUUUCUGAAACAACUCAACCAAUAUUACCUAAUAAUUCAUCACCCAUUCCAGAGGUCUCAGAGACUGAAGUGUCCUCAACCAAACCAGAAACCAUCUUAUCUGCAGAAGAUUCAUCUACACAACCAGAGACACCUUCUUCUAAAGAGAAGGAUGAAGUUACUGAAGGAUCUUCUGUUAAUACAGACCGAGCAGUCUAUCUCAGCUCAACAGCUGAAGAAACUCCUGUUCCUCUCGUUAUCGCCCCUGAAACCCUAAACGUGGAAGCAGAUGAAGCAAGCGAAAGUAUAAGUCCUCCUAAAUCUGAAAUCAAAGAGGAAUCUGUACAUAUCGUCCAACCUGACGUUAACCUGACAAUCAACGCUGAAGUUCUCCCAGACGUAUGUGUUGAAGACACCGCUGUGGGUGCCAGUGUUUCUGAUGAGCACGUUGUUGAGGAUAACAAGGCAUGUGAGGCAGCGCCUUCCAGUGAUGAGAAUAGAAAUGAAACCCAAGACAGUCUUGCCGUGGAUGCUUCUCCUCCUCUCGACUCGGUUCCUGAUGGUCUGGUAGGGGGCGCUGUUGCUUUAACAUCAGAUGUGGAGAACCAGAUUAGCGCUGUGAGCACAGAUUCCCAGGAAGAGACCGCUGACAGUGUGAUGGAUAUCAGGAAUCUCAUCAUGGAGGUCAUCGAGGUAGAGGAUGUAGUGAGACCUUGUGCUGAAAACCAGCCUUAAAACGGUUUAAAUGAUGUUCUAAUGUGUUUUUAUCAACUAUUGAGCUCUGCUAACAAAACCAACUACAGUGUUUCCAUUUAAUAUUUUCUGUUUUUUAGUUACAUCAUUUUUUCAUACACAUUUUCUAUUUUCAGUAAUAAUCUAAAUUUUGACUCGCACAGAAACCAAGUGACUAUGUAAACAGAAUUCUUUUUGUAACACUUUAUCUUUUAACAUAUUAACAAAAAACUAUAUACAUAUGCAUAUAGAUAAUUAAAUAUAUAUAUAGAGGGCUGUUUCUACUUGCACAGUUUUUUCAGUACUUAAUUUUAAGCUUUUGUUGUUUGUUUU